CUGAAAAUGUCAUGUCCCAACAAUGUGACUUCUAACUCGUUUUUGAUGGACUCGUUGGCCGGUACCUGUAGAGGGGAGAAUUAUUCCUCCAGCCAAGGGAUGUACAUGCAGCCUGGGAGCGAUUUCAGCUGCGGAGUCAUGAGGAACUGUGGAAUUAUCCCGUCUCUUUCCAAAAGGGACGAGGUGAAUAGCGCUACCUUGUCUCUCAGCACCUAUCCAUCUUACCUUUCUCAGCUAGACACUUGGUGUGACCCCAAAAAUACGUACAGGAUCGAGCAACCUGUUGCAAGACAGCUCCCAUCCUGCUCCUUCCCAACCAAUGUCAAGGAAGAGAAUGUUUGCUGUAUGUAUAACGCUGAUAAAAGAGCUAAAAAUGCCACAGAGACAGCCCUCUACCCCAACCAAAUGCCUGAGUCUUGCCUAAAUGACCAUGAAGUCCCCGUUCCUAGCUACUACCGAGCAAGCCAAGGUUACCCCUCCAUGGAGAAGACGUCAAACUGCAGCAAUCCAAAUGAGUUUGAGGCAAGUUUUGAAUCCAGGGCGAGCCUGAACCCAAGGAAUGAGCAUCUGGAACCAGCACCACCACCUCCUCCACCUCCUCCGCCGCCCCCGGUGGCUAAAGUGAGUUUCCCCGAAAACACAAAAACAGAUAAUACUCAGAACACAUCCACGAACGAAAUUAAAACAGAAAAAAGCGCCCCAGCACCCAAAAUAAGUCCUUCGGAAGCAGAGAAAGACCUGAAUAAAAACACUGACACCAGCACUGACAAUUCUGACAAUGAAGCAAAAGAGGAUAUAAAGGCAGAAAACACUACAGGAAAUUGGCUGACAGCAAAGAGCGGAAGAAAGAAAAGGUGUCCUUACACCAAGCACCAGACGCUGGAGCUGGAGAAGGAAUUCUUGUUCAAUAUGUACUUGACCCGUGAGCGCCGCCUGGAGAUUAGUAAGAGCAUUAACCUGACAGACAGACAAGUCAAAAUCUGGUUUCAAAACCGCAGGAUGAAACUCAAGAAAAUGAACAGAGAGAACCGAAUCCGUGAACUGACUUCCAAUUUUAAUUUCACUUGAGUGUGCUCCAGCCCCUAUGCAGGCGAGGGAGAGGGGAGAGAGGAAAAGCCUUGUGCAGUUUGGGUUUUUAUUUUUUUUUUCUGGGUAUAAAUGCAAUGCGUAUGCAAAAUUAAAGGACCUCAAGUCAUUUGGGUAUUUACAGUUUGUAGAGAGAAGAUGCAGCGGUAUGAGCAUGAGGAUAUAUAUUGCAUCCGUGUUUCUAUGUAAAAUAAAGAAGGAGAUGGUUGCUAAAAACCACCUUAUAAAAUGUUUAAGUUAUUUACGUGCAGCACAAAACAGAAGGACCUUUCUCUAUGCAUUUUAUGUUUAGGAUA
Messenger RNA from Cygnus atratus (black swan), 1382 nucleotides. RefSeq names its product homeobox C10 (gene HOXC10). Bases 7 to 1068 code for a protein of 353 amino acids. Gene Ontology annotation, cellular component: nucleus. Gene Ontology annotation, biological process: regulation of transcription by RNA polymerase II. Lineage: Eukaryota; Metazoa; Chordata; Aves; Anseriformes; Anatidae. The record is from RefSeq and is a predicted model, not a curated record. The transcript is spliced from 2 exons. Gene Ontology annotation, molecular function: DNA-binding transcription factor activity, RNA polymerase II-specific; RNA polymerase II cis-regulatory region sequence-specific DNA binding.